Messenger RNA from Salvia hispanica, 4077 nucleotides. NCBI's taxonomy places the organism in Eukaryota, Viridiplantae, Streptophyta, Magnoliopsida, Lamiales, Lamiaceae. The record is from RefSeq and is a predicted model, not a curated record.
GGAAGAAAAGAAAAGCUUAUUUGAUCUCAUGAUAAAGAAAUGGAUCAACACAGGGAUCAAUUCAUGCUUGAUGAGGAUGAUUAUGAACUCCUCCAGGAAAGCAAUAUAUCUGUCAAUCGUUCAAAGCUCGAAAGUAAGAAGUUUAAGAGACUGAAGAAGGCUAGGGGGGAUGCAGAAGAAGGGCCUUCCUGGUUUACCGAUGAAGAAGAAUUUGAUAGAAGUGGGAAGGGUGGGCGUACUGCAGAGGAGAAGCUCAAGCGUAGUUUGUUUGGUGAUGAUGAUGGGCAACCUCUUGAGGAUAUUGCAGAGGAGGAUGAACAGCUUGAAGAAGAAGAUGAUGCAGACAUUGGUGAGGAGGAUGAGAUGGCUGAUUUCAUUGUUGAUGAAGAAGAAGUUGAUGAGCAUGGAACCCCUGUUAGGAGAAAGAAACCUAAGAAAAACAGACAGCACCCAGGGAUUUCCUCAUCUGCACUCCAGGAAGCACAUGAAAUUUUUGGUGAUGUUGAAGAUCUCCUGAGGCUUCGCAAGAUAGAUGUGCGAGACAUGUUUGGUGAAACUAGUGAAAGGAGUCUUGAAGAUCAGUUUGAUCCUAGUGUGCUUUCUGAAAAGUACAUGACAAAAAAGGAUGAUCAAAUACGGGAAAUCGAUAUUCCUGAAAGAAUGCAGAUAUCUAAGGAAAGUACAGGCCACCCCCCAACAGAUGAGUUCAGUGUCAAAAUGGAGACUGAGUGGAUUUACGAUCAACUUGUCAGUGGUAUGGUACCUUUGUUCAACAGGAGUGGUACUACAAAUGAAGAAGUGGAUGAUGAGCUGAAGCGGCAUAUAGCUAGAUUCUUGGAGUUGAUUCACAUUCAGAAUUUAGACGUCCCGUUCAUUGCUAUGUACAGGAAAGAGGAAAUAUUAAGCCUUCUAAAGGAUCCAACUGAUCACGAAUCUAGCAUUGAAAAUGAUAUGAAUCAAAAGCCUACGCUGAAGUGGCACAAGGUACUUUGGGCAAUUCAGGACUUGGAUCAGAAGUGGCUUCUUCUUUUGAAAAGAAAAAAUGCUCUACAGUCAUACUAUACUAAGCAAUUUGAAGAAGAGAGACGGAGAGUGUAUGAUGAGACAUGCCUAAGAUUAAAUGAACAGCUGUUUCAGUCAAUCACUAAGUCACUCGAAGCUGCUGAUUCGGAAAGAGAAGUGGAUGAUGUACGCUCAAAAUUUAAUUUGCAUUCCCCUCCGGGCGAAGUUGUCCUAGACGAAGGCCAGUUUAAAAGACCAAAGAGAAAAUCACAUUACAGCAUUUGUAGUAAAGCUGGACUGUGGGAGGUUGCAAGCAAAUUUGGUUACAGUUCUGAGCAAUUUGGUUUGCAGAUAUCUCUGGAGAAAAUGAGAAUGGAUGAAUUGGAGGAUGCUAAGGAAACACCAGAGGAAAUGGCUUCUAAUUUCACCUGUGCAAUGUUUGAGAUACCUCAAGCGGUAUUGAAAGGCGCAAGGCACAUGGCGGCGGUUGAAAUUAGCUGUGAACCAUGUGUUAGGAGACAUGUGCGCAGUAUCUUUAUGGACAACGCUGUAGUGUCAACUAGUCCUAUUCCUGAGGGAAACACAGCUAUUGAUUCUUUUCACCAGUUUUAUGGAGUAAAGUGGUUGAAGGACAAACCACUUAAUAGAUUUGAGGAUGCUCAGUGGCUUUUGAUUCAGAAAGCUGAAGAGGAGCUCUUGCAAGUUACUAUAAAGCUGCCUGAAGUAGUCCUUGAUAAGUUGAUAAGUGUCUCAUAUGAUUAUUAUUUGAGUGAUGGUGUAAGUAAAUCUGCUCAGUUAUGGAAUGAGCAGAGGAAACUGAUUCUUAAUGAUGCAUUUAGCAAUUUUCUUCUUCCUUUAAUGGAAAAAGAAGCAAGAUCACUGCUGACAAGUAGAGCAAAAUCAUGGCUACUACUAGAUUAUGGGAGGCUAUUGUGGGAAAAAGUAUCUGUUGCACCAUACCAACGGAAAGAGAAUGAUGUCAGUUCUGAUGAAGAAACUGCACCCAGGGUUAUGGCUUGCUGUUGGGGCCCUGGAAAGCCAGCAACUACCUUUGUGAUGUUGGAUUCAUCUGGAGAAGUUUUGGAUGUAUUGCAUGCUGGUUCCCUCAGCAUUCAUGGUCAAAGUGUCAAUGAACAGCAACGUAAAAGAAAUGAUCAGCAGAGAGUGCAAAAUUUUAUGAUGGACCAUCAACCACAUAUUGUAGUUUUAGGAGCAAAGAAUUUGUCUUGUACGCAGUUGAAGGAGGACAUUUAUGAGAUAAUAUUCAAGAUGGUGGAAGAUAAUCCUUGUGAUGUUGGUCAUGAGAUGGAUAAUCUGAAUAUUGUCUUUGGCGAUGAAUCUUUACCGCACCUGUAUGAAAAUUCUCGUAUCUCAGUUGAUCAGCUUCCUUCACAAGAAGGUAUCAUUAGACGUGCUGUGGGUCUUGGACGUCAUCUUCAGAAUCCAUUAGCAAUGGCUGCCACAUUAUGUGGGCCGGGUAAAGAGAUAUUAUCUUGGAAGCUUAACCCUUUGGAGAACUUUCUUACUCCUGAUGAGAAGUAUGGAAUGGUUGAACAAGUGAUGGUAGAUGUAACAAACCAGGUGGGCCUUGAUAUUAAUUUGGCUGCCAGUCAUGAAUGGUUAUUUGCUCCUCUACAAUUUAUUUCUGGUCUAGGACCCAGAAAAGCAGCUUCUCUCCAGAGGUCCCUAGUAAGAGCAGGUGCCAUCUUCACUAGGAAAGACCUGCAGCAAUCUCAUGGGCUUGGCAAAAAGGUUUUUAUCAAUGCUGUUGGGUUCCUCCGAGUGCGACGUAGCGGAUUGACUUCCAGUAGUAGUCAAUUUAUUGAUCUGUUAGAUGACACCAGAAUUCAUCCAGAAUCAUACUCCCUCUUGGGACGGAGGGAGUAUAUUCUUGCACAAGAUCUGGCCAAGGAUAUUUAUCGGGAGGAUAGGAAUGAUGAUGCCAAUGACGACGACGAUGUCCUGGAAAUGGCGAUCGAGCAUGUCAGGGAGAAGCCACAUUUACUAAGAGCUGUAGAUGUUCAUGAACAUGCUGAGCAGAAAAAUCAUCUGAACAAGAAAGAAACCUUCAAUGAUAUUAGAUUGGAAUUAAUGCGUGAAUUGAUGGAAGGUUUUCAGGAUCGUCGCAGACCCUUUGUAGAACCAAGUCAGGAUGAAGAGUUUGACAUGAUCACUGGAGAGACCGAAGAGAAACUACUCUCCGAACGAAGAAUUGUGCAGGUUGAAAAGGUUCAGGGCCAGAAAGCAAUUUGCGUCCUUGAAUCUGGAAUAGCUGGCAUUCUCAGUAAGGAGGAUUACAUGGAUGAGUGGUGGGAUAUGAAUAAUUUAUAUGAGAAGCUGCGUAAGGGUGAUUUUUUGACUUGCAGGAUUAAAUCAAUUCAGAAAAAUAGCUAUCAGGUGUUUUUAACUUGUAGAGAAAGUGAAAUGAGGAGUAAUCGUUACAGGAGUCACAGAAUGACAGAGCCUUACUAUCAUGAAGAACACUGUACUCUGCAAACUGUUCAGGAAAAAGCUCGCAAAGAGAAGGAACUUGCAAAGAAGCAUUUCCUGCCGAGAGUGAUCAUUUACCCACGCUUCCAAAAUAUAACGUCUGAUGCUGCGAUAGAGUUUUUGUCCGACAAGGAUCCCGGUGAAUGUGUCAUAUGCCCUAGUUCUGGUGGGCCAUCAUUUUUGACACUGACUCUGAAAGUUUAUGAUGGGGUAUAUGCUAACAAGGACAUUGUAGAAGGUGGAAAAGAGCACAAGGAUAUAUUGAGCUUGGUUCGGAUCGGGAAAACACUGAAAAUCGGAGAGGAUACAUUUGAAGAUCUUGAUGAGGUAAUGGAUCGUUAUGUAGAUCCACUGGUAGCUCAUUUGAAGUCGAUGCUUAAUUACCGAAAGUUCAGGCGGGGUACUAAAACUGAAGUUGAUGAGCUCCUCAGAAUUGAAAAGGCUGAGAAUCCUAUGAGAAUUGUAUAUUGCUUUGGAAUAUUUCACGAGCAUCCUGGCACAUUCAUCUUGACGUAUAUACGGAGUUCUAAUCCUCACCACGAGUACAUAGAUCUCUAUCCAAAGGGAUUUAAGUUCCGGAAAUGA